This is a messenger RNA of Caenorhabditis angaria, 600 nucleotides long. Lineage: Eukaryota; Metazoa; Nematoda; Chromadorea; Rhabditida; Rhabditidae. The record is from the annotation of a GenBank genome assembly.
AUGUCGUCUUCAAUCAUUUCAAUUAUUUUGAUCGCGAUCAUAGUUAAACCACUGGAAGCGAAUGAAGAAAUUGUAUACGCGCUCAAAAAUUUGGAUCUUGUUGGAGAUCAAAAUAGUCAUUUGUAUAAUAUUUUGAUUGUUGUUAUUUUGGCAAUCUCCGUCAUUUUUUUGUUGAUCGUAAGUAGUAAAACAAAAAAAGUUUGCCGCCAGCAGGGGUCGAACCUGCGACCUUGGGCUUAUUAGACCCACGCUCUAACCGACUGAGCUAUGGCGGCCACAUUUUUCCCCGCGGCAAAUUUUACAUUAUCAUUUUUCAGUUGAUUGUAUCGUUAUUGUUCAAAAAAGCGUAUGACUGGUAUACGGCGCGGGAAUAUAAAACGUAAGUUAUCUCAACUUGAAAUCUUGAAAUGUAGGUCAAAUGAUUUUUGUAAAAUUUCUAGGUGUGACUUGGAAGCAAGUUUGAAAGAAGAAAAAGAUCGAGAUUGGCGACGACGGCAAGAAGAUGAAGAAAAACAGUUGCAACAAGUUUUGAUACACGCCGAACUUAUUAAAAUGCAAGGCGAUUAUUUACCCGAAAUGGAAUGUUUGCCUGAAUAUUAA